Molecule: messenger RNA, 877 nt
Organism: Coturnix japonica (Japanese quail)
Lineage: Eukaryota; Metazoa; Chordata; Aves; Galliformes; Phasianidae
Gene: RPS8
Product: ribosomal protein S8
Biological process (GO): translation
Cellular component (GO): ribosome
Molecular function (GO): structural constituent of ribosome
Source: RefSeq, a predicted model, not a curated record
CAAAUGAGGCGCCGAAUGCUAAUAGCGGCCGCUGACAGGCCCGACUUCCAGUUUCCUGUCGCCGCACCGUCUCUUAGCAACGGCCCCCUCCCUUGCUGGCGGCGCGAUGACGAUGUCUCGCGAGAACUCCUGGCUGCAAACCGCCCCGUGAUCCUUUGCGCCGCCUCUUUGCGCCGGUGCUCCGCCAUGGGUAUCUCCAGGGACAACUGGCACAAGCGUCGCAAGACUGGGGGCAAGAGGAAGCCCUACCACAAGAAGAGGAAGUAUGAGCUGGGGCGGCCUCCUGCCAACACUAAGAUUGGUCCACGCCGUAUUCAUACAGUGAGGGUUCGUGGUGGUAAUAAGAAAUACCGUGCCCUUCGAUUGGAUGUUGGCAACUUCUCCUGGGGCUCUGAAUGCUGCACUCGCAAGACCAGAAUCAUUGAUGUUGUCUACAAUGCUUCCAACAACGAGCUGGUGCGAACCAAGACCCUGGUGAAGAACUGCAUUGUUCUGGUUGACAGCACGCCGUACCGGCAGUGGUAUGAAUCCCACUAUGCCCUGCCCCUUGGGCGCAAGAAGGGAGCCAAGCUGACACCUGAGGAAGAAGAAAUCUUAAACAAGAAGCGUUCUAAGAAGAUCCAGAAGAAAUACGACGAGCGAAAGAAGAAUGCCAAGAUAGCCAGUAUUCUUGAGGAGCAGUUCCAGCAAGGAAAGCUGCUGGCGUGCAUUGCCUCCAGACCUGGACAGUGUGGCCGAGCUGAUGGCUACGUGUUGGAAGGCAAGGAGUUAGAGUUCUACCUGAGGAAGAUCAAGGCCAGGAAAGGCAAAUGAAAAUCCAACUAUAUCAACUAUUCUUCUGAAAGAGCCAAUAAAUGCCCCAGUGUCCUCUAAUAAA